Messenger RNA from Pelmatolapia mariae (spotted tilapia), 1021 nucleotides. It is a transcript of the gene msrb1b, whose product is annotated as methionine sulfoxide reductase B1b. The record is from RefSeq and is a predicted model, not a curated record. The transcript is spliced from 4 exons. Gene Ontology annotation, biological process: protein repair. Gene Ontology annotation, molecular function: peptide-methionine (R)-S-oxide reductase activity; L-methionine (R)-S-oxide reductase activity. NCBI's taxonomy places the organism in Eukaryota, Metazoa, Chordata, Actinopteri, Cichliformes, Cichlidae. Gene Ontology annotation, cellular component: nucleus.
CGAGAGGAGGGGAAACCGGAGACGUUCCGUAAUCGCUCCCAAACGGAGGAAGAAACACCGAGCAAGCUUAGGAGAGAGAAUUUUCCCUUCAGCUGAUCUAUUCAAACGAAAUAUCAUGUCCUUCUGUCAGUUUUUCGACGGUGAGAUCUACAAGGAUCAUUUUAAACCAGGAGUGUAUGUGUGCUCCAAAUGUAACCAUCCGCUCUUCUCCAGUCGGUCCAAGUUUGCUCACUCGUCUCCCUGGCCGGCUUUCACAGAGACCAUCAGGGAGGACAGUGUAACCAAGAUGAUGGAGACGCUCACCGCCUACAAGGUCCUGUGCGGCAAGUGUGGCAAUGGACUAGGCCACGAGUUUGUAAAUGACGGUCCAGAGGAGGGAAUAUCGCGUUUUUGAAUAUUCAGCCACUCGCUCAAGUUUGUCCCCGGAAAAGGUAAGGACAAGCAGUAAAGAGCGAGUGAAGUGUUUCAUGUUCAGCUGCUGUACCUGCUGCUCGGCUCGAGUCCGGCGAACAGGUCGGGUCGGUGGGUGACGUGGACGGGAGAAAGGCCCUGGAGGGACGUCCUGUCCACUGAAGAAUCUUUGACCGGGCCUGUGACGCCAAGCUCGGACCGCAUCUCUGCAAAUAUUCCUUUACAAGAUAGUUAAAAUAUUUUGAAUACCUCAUAUUUAAUGUGCAUUUAGUCAUUUCCUCUCCUCAGCUGAAACACGUUGAUGUGAGUAGACACUUGAAAGUAGUUUCACUUCCAAAGGCUGCUGUCUAUUUAAAGAUAUCGACUAUGCACCAAAGUCCAGAUAGUCUGCCUGCUGUUGUGUUACUUGAAAUUUAUGCAGUAGCAAACAAACCAUGACUCAGCUGAUUUGAUCUUCCAGUUUGUCGCAUUUACUUAACACUGAUUUCUGUUCUCUAUAUCCUUUACUUAUAGCAAGUUUACAGUCGAAUGCACACCAGUUUAAUUUGUCUCCCACUGUUAGUGUUUUGUUGCUUAUGCGAAGGAAAAACCAAACAAUAAAUUAUAUUUG